This is a messenger RNA of Cyprinus carpio (common carp), 1006 nucleotides long. RefSeq names its product selenoprotein M (gene selenom). The record is from RefSeq and is a predicted model, not a curated record. Lineage: Eukaryota; Metazoa; Chordata; Actinopteri; Cypriniformes; Cyprinidae. Gene Ontology annotation, cellular component: endoplasmic reticulum lumen. Gene Ontology annotation, molecular function: oxidoreductase activity.
GUGACGUGGCAGAGUCAGUGUGGAAAGCAGUCAGCUUGAGCAUCGUCUCCGGAAGCAUGUGGACGCUGAUCUUCACUGCUCUGUUUCCCUCUGUCAUCUUAUCAUAUGAAGUGGACACGAACAAACUCAAUGGUCUAGCGAGAGCCAAAGUGGAGACAUGUGGUGGAUGACAGCUGAAUAGGCUGAGGGAGGUCAAGGCCUUUGUGACCCAGGACAUUCCUCUUUACCACAACCUGGUGAUGAAGCACAUUCCUGGGGCCGACCCUGAACUCGUCCUUCUCAACCACUACUAUGAAGAACUAGAUAGAAUCCCAUUAUCUGAAAUGACUCGCACUGAGAUUAACAAACUCUUGGCAACGCUGGGCUUUUAUAAAAAAGAGAAUCCCGAAGACCAAGUGCCAGAGGAGUUCCGCUUCGCUCCAGCGAAAGACAGUCCCUUUGAAGGCCAAUCCACCAGCCCGCCCCCUAAGAAUGAUACUGACCAAUCAGAGGCCGAUUCCCAGCACACAGAUUUGUAACCCCUUAUGUAAGAGAGAUGGCGUGGGACACCAGCGGUGUGAGACCUACUUGAUUUACAAUUACCGUGAGAACCAAAACUGAGCCAGACGAGCUCUCUCCAGAGUUUAAUGUGGCCACAUUAUUGUUUGAAAAUAGUUCCUACUACUGUCAACACACAUUUAGCAACUUGUUUUGAUUAAGAAGGGUGUUACGGAGUUCAAACACUGAUUGGAAAAAAAAAUAUUUAGAAAUUCUGUGUAAGUGUGAGAGCCUACAAGUGUGCGAGUAGUUUGUGUUUGUGGCAGUGAACUGUAACGGUUGUUUGCUCUCACUGUUCUGUACAGAACCUUAUUUCUGCCCAAAGGGGACGUUAAUGAUGUCCACAGCUGUAAAAGCCUGAGACUGGCUGCGGACUGAUGAUCUCUGUUCUCAUGGGCACAAAUCAGGCCUCCAAACAGACUGUGGGAGCAUGAAGGUACCACUGAGAAAAUAAAUGGCUUAAACAUCA